Molecule: messenger RNA, 3111 nt
Organism: Stylophora pistillata
Lineage: Eukaryota; Metazoa; Cnidaria; Anthozoa; Scleractinia; Pocilloporidae
Source: RefSeq, a predicted model, not a curated record
UGGUGCACGUGGUUCUUGUGUGAAAGCCUAUGACCCCAGUCUACACCACAAGCAAAGUUUCUUUAACUUGUUACCCAAAGCCGUUAGCCGUGCAACUUUGACUCUGUUUACUUGCUUGGUUAACUUAUCUCCUAAUUUAUUAAUACUACUCAAAGACGACGAGUCUCCGUACGCGCAUCAGUCUCGAUAAGCUACCAAGUUUUUUCAAAGCGCGUUGAAGUCCAACGAGGGCCAAUUUGGCCAUGAUUGUAUAGUUUUUGACAAUUUUUGUAUCAUCUAUCAAAUACCGUUCCGUGGAGGAUCAUCUAGUCUAAUAUUAUGAAGUCACACAGUUGUUUUGCUGUUCCACUUCUUCUGUGUCAUUUUAUAUGGAUAUGUGUCAGCAAAGAAACAACGCAAAGGCCCGAGAAGCGAUUUGACAUCAGAGGAAAGGAAUGGGUCGCAGCACAAAAAAUUAUCAACAAACUGGUCGAUGAGAGUAUCGCGAACAGAGUUUCAGAGGCAGAGCAUGAUGUUGAGCGUUUAUUGGAGUCCAAUAUUGAAUGUACAGAUAAAAUUGAACACUGCUCCGCUCUCGCCAAGUCUGGAGUCUGCAAGACAUCACCAAAGGCCAUGCAUCAACAUUGUGCAAAAACCUGUAACUUAUGUGAGGACAAUUUCUUUGAUGCCACACCCCACAUCAGCGUGGCCCUCAAGAAAGAUCCUGAGAAAUUCUUAAAGAAACAACCAAUUGCCCUGGCCCAAAAAAAGACUUAUCACAUUCCUUUGAAGGACAAAGUAGUGCCAGAGAAACCAAAAACUGAGCAGUCUUCAAGGAAGCAUGAAUUAACUGGAGAGGGAUUUAUCCCAGCUGAUACGAUCAAAAUCCUUCACUCUAUAGAGCCACUUUUGUCACAGCAAUCCAAAGGGGUUAUGAAAUUCCAUGAAAAUGACCUGAGCCCAGAAAACGAGAAGAUCCGUGAUGCACAGAAGCUACUGGAGUAUGUAAAAGUUCUGAACCCGCCGAAGAAGAUGGCCAUCCUUGAAGCAAAGGUUUCCUUGGCCAACGAUAAGAAAAAGUCUACCACUAAGAAACCCAAAAAGAUCGUCGCACACGAAGAUAAAGAAAAAGAAGAGGACAGUGAACAAAAAGACGAGGUGAAGAAAGAAAAUAAAUCAAAACCCAACCACGCCGCCAAAUCAAAAGUUGCCAACAAAAAAAAGCUUAAAGUUAAGGGAACACCGCUGACAAGUUUAUCAAAGACAGUGACUUACAAGAAUCACAAAUACAAGAUCACGCCAGUCGUGGACUGGGAACGAAUCUCUAAAAUGCUGGAAAGUCUUGGCUACAAGGCUGUUCACAUUGUGGGCGUGAAGGACAAAAGUAUCCACAAGGAUCUUACGGAACAUCUUAAAAAGCACGGAGUUGACAAUGUUUUGUCACAUAAGAUAAAAGGGAAGGCCGCUGCGGAAACGUUUGUGUCAGCGGUUCAUCGGGAAAAAUCUUGGCAUAAUGAUGAAUAUUUUAAGACUCACUGCCAUCCAAAGUGCCUCACGAGCUGCGUUUCCUCUUGUAUGCCGGGGUGUUGUCGCGAGCACGACAAGGUGUCAAUCAAGACAGGUCUCGCUAAACAUUGCCAUGCAUCCUGUUUGACGAACUGCCUGCCAUCUUGUGGUAGCGGCUGCUGCUCGGCUGACGAAGAACGAAAGAGGGGACAUCACUUUUUACAUUACCAGAGGAUAAAAGACUAUCACAAGGCUAAGGAUGAAGCGGCUGAAAAACAGCACGACCAACCCAAGAAAACUACUAAAAAGCAGGAAGACAAAGUGAAUCCCAAAUGCCAUCCACAAUGUAAAGAAACUUGUAUAUCUUCCUGUGGAAAAGGCUGUUGCACAGACGAAGGCGAAAGGAUAAGGGACGAGAAUGAGAGAAAGGAGAAAGAUCAACAAGAAAAAUAUAGGAAGGACAAACAGAAGAAGCUGCAGGAAAUGUACAAACCGCAGCCAAGACUCUGUCCGGCACCGUGCCCUCGGGUCUGUGCUCCGGCUUGUGCUGACGACUGUUGUGCCUUCGGAAAAUAUGCGUCACCACCAGCACCAGGAAUACCUGUAAGUGAUCAACCCCACCCUGGUCUAACUCCGAACGUUCCAUAUCCCCACUCCAAAGUCAUUCCGCUCGAGGCCUAUGCUUGCAAAGAGACGUGCAAGUUCUCUUGCACUUACGACUGCCCCCGCGACUGCUGUCAACCGGAAGAGCUGGCCCAAGAAGUAGCUCACGAAGCUGCUGCUCUUGCACCUUCCGCUUUUUCAUCUCCCGCCAUAGGAUCUCCGACCACAAUAGGAGCACCACAAGCUAUGGCUUAUCAAGACCUUGCUCCCGAAAUGGGGACAUGCCCGAGUCCCUGUCCUGGUGGCUGCUACCCUUCAUGCACAGUGGCUUGUUGUACGUCGGCUCUAGGUCUUCCCCAAGAAAAUCAAGCAGAGUUGAGUCCAGAGGCACGUUCUUCCACUAAACGAGUGCUGCAUAUUACUCACCUGGUACGACCAAUGACGAGUUUAAAUGGUUGCGCACUUUCCUGUGCCACACACUGUACGCCAGCAUGCGCAAGAUCCGGCUGCUGCGAUUCGUCGAAAAGAAAGAAAAGAUCGAACUGAAUGGUGCGAGACGUAAAAAAGAAAAAACAAUGCUUUAGAAUCCAUUCAUCUUAAACAUUUCUGCAGUGUGAAUUAUCGGGAUUGAUAAUGUUAAUGUUAUUCAGCGGAAAUUCAUCAAUAAGAUGCAGAACUAUCAAAAGUAGCGCAUCGUAAUACCAAGGAGAGUGUAUGAGAAAAGAUAGCUUCUGCAUUCUAAUCAUGCUCCCUCUAACCCUUUUUUCUUCUUUAAAAAGCCUGCUUUGAGGGUUUGGAACAAAAGAAUAAGAUUCAAUUUAGAUUUAAAAAUGUAAAUGUCGGUUGAGUACAAAUUUAGAGCCAUAAAAUUGAAAGACCUUUGAAUUGAGAAAACUUUACGCAUUUUGGGUGUGUUUGCCGAUAUUUAAAGGCAUUUAAAUCUGUAUGUCAAACGUAUUCUAUUCUUGUACAUUACCGUCAACGGUUGCAUCCAUCGAUACGAUAUUUCUUUAAAAAAUAAAC